This is a messenger RNA of Hevea brasiliensis (rubber tree), 312 nucleotides long. RefSeq lists its product as uncharacterized. The transcript is spliced from 2 exons. Lineage: Eukaryota; Viridiplantae; Streptophyta; Magnoliopsida; Malpighiales; Euphorbiaceae. Bases 1 to 312 code for a protein of 103 amino acids. The record is from RefSeq and is a predicted model, not a curated record.
AUGGGGAAAACGUGGAAGAUUUUGAGCACCGCCAAUGCAAGAAAAGAUGUGGGUGAAUAUUGGAAAGGAGACAUGAAAGGUCAACCCAUGCCAGAAGCAAUAAAAGAGCUUCUUCAGACUGCUUCAACCUCAUUUGCCUCCAAUGAGAAAACUGAUUGUCACGAAUAUGAUGUUUCAAUUUAUCACGAUGAUGUUGGUCUCCAAAAAAAGAAGAUAUUGCAUGAGAGAUCAUCUGAAAAGGAGUUUGAGCCAAGACCUGAUGUCUCAAUUUAUCAUAACGAUGAAACUCUUAGCAUCAAAGCCCUUAAUUGA